AUGAAGGGGAACGGGUCAGGGUGUCUGUGUUUAAUUCUCUUGCUCCUCGAUCAGACCUCUUUCUCCAAGAUGUUUCAGGUUCUUGGUCCAGCUGAUCCUGUUGUUGCUCAUGUUGGUGAAGAUCUUGUUCUCCCCUGUCACCUCAAACCCAACAUCAGUGCUGAGGACAUGCGUGUGGAGUGGAUCAGACUUCAGCUAAAGGACAGGCUGGUGCAUCUUUACCGUGAGAAAAAGAAUAGAAAUGAGGAUCAGAUCCUAUCUUACAGAGGAAGGACAGCACUGUUCCUAGACGAACUGAAUAAAGGCAACACUUCACUAAGACUGACAAGGGUACGGGGCUCUGAUGAGGGAAGAUAUCAAUGUUUCAUUCAGUCUCAACAGUGGGAUGACGAUGCUUCUAUUAAAGUGGAAGUAAGAGUCUGUGUGUCUGUAGGAACUGAGCCAGUGAUCUCCACGGAGGGACACAGAGAUGGGGGCAUCAGCCUGCUGUGUGAAUCCAAAGGCUGGGAUCUUCAACCUGAACUUAUUUGGCUGGACAGUGAGGGACAGAGUCUCCCAGCCGGACCUACAGAGACACACAGAGAUAGUAUGGACCUGUUAAUUGUGAGACGCCGUGUGAUCAUACAGGACAGAGACACUAAAAGUAUCACUUGUCGAGUUCAACUGCAACAACGAAGCGUGGAGAAGGAGGCAGAGUUUGACAUCACAGAGAGGGUUACCCAAAACCAAGAUGAGCUGUCCCCACUAACGAAUGAAUCCAUAAUAAAAGCCCAACAGAAACUGAAAACUGACCUGAAAAAGAAGUUUGAAUGCAUACAAAAAGGUUUAGGAUUAGCAAAGCAUAGUCUCUCAACCCUCCUCCAUGAGAUUGAUACAGAGAUAUACAUCAUAGAGGGGGGAAGUGGGGGAUCAGCAUCCAAGAGACAAACCCCACAGGAGACUGCAGUCCUCUGCAAUGACAUCUUUAAUCCUUUACCCGGUGAAAACAAGGAUAUCAGAACUGUGCUGAUGAAGGGGAUCUCUGGGAUUGGAAAAACUGUCUCUGUGCAGAAGUUUAUUCUUGAUUGGGCAGAAGGAAAAGCUAAUCAGGACAUUCAUUUUAUAUUCCCUCUUCCUUUUCGAGAUCUCAGUUUGAAGAAAGAGAGAAAAUUCAGUUUGAUGCAACUUCUACAGAUCUGCUUUCCAGAACUGAGGGAGAUUAAACGUGUUGAACACGAUGAAGUCAAAGUUUUGUUCAUCUUCGAUGGUCUGGAUGAGUGUCGAAUGCCUCUAGAUUUCCAGAACAGUGAGAUCUUGUGUGAUGUAACAGAGUCAACAUCAAUUGAUUUACUACUGAUUAACAUCAUUAAGGGGAAUCUGCUUCCCUCUGCUCUCAUUUGGAUCACCUCCCCACCAGUAGUGGCCAAUCAGAUCCCUGCUGAGUGUGUCCACCGGGUGACAGAGGUACGAGGGUUUAAUGACCCACAAAAGGAGGAGUACUUCAAUACGAGAGUUGGUGAUCAGAACCUGGCCAACAGAAUUAUCUCACACAUUAAUUCAACCAAGAAUCUCAACAUCAUGUGUCACAUACCAGUCUUCUGUUGGAUUUCUGCUGCUGUUCUGGAGACAGUAUUAGGUGAAGGAUACAGUGGAGAACUCCCCAAAACUGUGACUGAAAUGUACACAUACUUCCUGCUCCUUCAGACUAAUGUGAAGAAUGACAAGUAUAGUGGCACAAAUAAGACAAACCCAGAGGAGAUGUCAGUGUCAGAUACAGAAAUUAUCCUGAAACUGGGGAAGCUUGCUUUUCAACAGCUGGAAAAGAGCAAUCUAAUAUUCUGUAAAAAAGACUUGAGAGAGUGUGGCAUCGCUGUCAGUGAAGCUUUAGUGUACUCUGAGGUGUGCCCAGCAAUCUUUAAAAAGGAGUCUGGGUUGUAUCAGAAGAAUGUCUUCAGCUUUGUGCAUCUGAGCAUCCAUGAGUAUCUGGCUGCCUUUUAUGUAUUUCAUUCAUUUGUAAUUGAGAACAGAAAUGUACUCAGACCAGAUGAAUCAAGACCUGAAGGUGACAAAAUACAGCUGUCCGAAAUACACAGGAGUGCAGUGGAUGACGCCUUACAGAGCAAGGAGGGACAGCUGGAUCUUUUCCUCAGAUUCCUUCUUGGCCUCUCACUAGACACUAAUCAUAUCCUUCUGCAAGGCCUUCUGAAACAGAUAGGAGGCAGAUCACAAAGCAUAGAGGAAACAGUAGAAUAUAUUAAGGAGAAGCUCAGAGAAGAAUCCUCAGCAGAGAGGGCUAUAAAUCUAUUUCAAUGUAUUAGUGAACUGAAUGCCAACUCUCUCGUGGAGGAAAUCCAGAAAUCCGUGAGAUCAGGAUCACUAUCUCAUAAAGAGCUGGAACCAGACCAAUGUUCAGCUCUGGCCUUUGUGUUGCUGAUGUCAGAGGAGGUCCUGGAUGUGUUUGACUUGAAAAUGUAUGACACAUCAGCAGCAGGACAUCAGAGACUGUUACCAGUAGUAAAGAACUGCAGGAAGGCCAUGCUAGACAGUCAUGAUCUCACACACAAGUCAUGUGACACUGUGGCAUCUGCUCUCCAGUCAGUCCCCACACACCUGACAGAACUGAUCAUCAGCUAUAAUAACCUGGGAGAUUCAGGAGUGGAGCAGCUCUGUGCUGGACUGAAGAGCCCCAACUGUAAACUAGAGAGACUGAUAUUGGACAGCUGUAAUCUCACAGAGAAGUCAUGCGAGACUGUGGCUUCAGCUCUCCAGUCAGUCCCCUCUCACCUGAUAGAGCUGGACCUCAGCUUCAAUCAACUGAGAGAUUCAGGAGUGGAGAGGCUCUGUGCUGGACUGAAGAGUCCAAACUGUAAACUGCAGGGACUGAGAUUGGACAGCUGUGAACUCACAGAGGAAUCAUGUGACACUAUGGCCUUUGCUCUCCAGUCAGGCUCCUCUCACCUAAUAGAAUUGGACCUCAGUUGCAAUAACCUGGGAGAUUCAGGAGUGGAGCGGCUCUGUGCUGGGCUAAAGAGUCCAAAAUGUGAACUACGGAGACUGGGGCUAUCUGGCUGUCGGAUCACAGAAACAGGCUGUGUGUCACUGGCUUCAGCCCUGCGUUCAAACCCCUCACAAAUGAGGGAGCUGGACCUGAGCAGCAAUCACCUUGGGGACUCAGGAAUGAGAGCACUGUCUACUGGACUGGAGGAUCCCAGCUGUAAACUAGCAACACUGCUUCUGUGUGAGUGUAAUCUCACAGAGGACUGCUGUGAUGAUCUGGCCUCAGUCCUGUGUUCACCCCACUCGGAGCUGAGAGACCUACAGCUCAGAGACAAUGACCUGCUGGAUUCAGGAGUAAGAGUGCUCUCUGCUGCACUGGAGGACCGACAGUGUGAGCUGCAAAGAUUGGGGCUGUCAGGCUGUCGAGUUACAGAGAGAGGCUGUGCCUCUCUGGCCUCAGCUCUGUGUUCAAACCCCUCACACCUGAGAGAGCUGGAUAUGAGCUACAAUCACCUGGGUGAUUCAGGAGGGAGAGCAUUCUCUGCUGUACUGGAGGACCCCAGCUCCAAACUGGAGACAGUACUUGUGGACCAUGGAGAGAAGAGCAGGGACAAACCAGGAUUGCUGAAAUAUGCAUGUCAGCUCACUCUGGACCCCAACACAGCGCACAGAAACCUGGCUCUGUCUGAGGGAGACAGAAAGGUGACCUGGGGGAUAGAGCAGCCAUAUCCUGAUCACCCAGAGAGAUUUGACCACUGGGAGCAGGUGCUGUGCAGAGAGGGUCUGUCUGGGACUCGCUGUUACUGGGAGGCUGAGUGGAGUGAGAGUGGGGAGGUUGAUAUAGCAGUGACAUAUAAAGGAAUCAGCAGAAAAGGAGAGGACACUGACUGUGUGUUUGGAGAGAAUAUAAACUCUUGGACUAUGUUCUGCUCUGAUGUCGGUUACUCAGUCUAUCACAAUGAUAAAAGAACAGAUGCAUCUGCCCCUCCCUCCCCCUCCCACAGAAUAGGAGUGUAUCUGGAUUGGCCAGCUGGCAUUCUGUCCUUCUACAGCGUCUCCUCUGACACACUUACCCUCCUGUACAGAAUCCACACCACCUUCACUGAACCCCUCUAUCCUGGGUUUGGGGUUUUAGACUCAAUGUCCCUGUGUCAUCUGGAGUAGAGCCCUGUACCACACACAUACACAUACGCACACACACACAUUGAGGACCACCUGUUAGAAGCUGCAAUGUCUUCAUGCAGAUGCUCUGUUUCUUUAGAAACAAAUUAAGAUAGCAGCAUCUUUGAAAAUUCACCCUCUCAUCUUCAAUUAAAGAGGAUAAUCUGAAUGAGAAAAACCUUUGUAAGAGAUGUCCCUCCGAGAAGCCCCUGUUGACAGAUUGAUAGUGUUCAUCUUGUUUUUUGAUGAGAUAUAAGCAGAUCCAAGUUUCCCAACUUCUGUGAAGGGAAGAACCUGAAGGACAUUCCACUUCUCUUCAAUG
Messenger RNA from Megalops cyprinoides (Indo-Pacific tarpon), 4459 nucleotides. RefSeq names its product NLR family pyrin domain containing 12-like (gene nlrp12l). Lineage: Eukaryota; Metazoa; Chordata; Actinopteri; Elopiformes; Megalopidae. The transcript has 14 exons. The record is from RefSeq and is a predicted model, not a curated record. The coding region runs from base 1 to 4140 and encodes 1379 amino acids. Gene Ontology annotation, molecular function: protein binding.